Molecule: messenger RNA, 924 nt
Organism: Scedosporium apiospermum
Lineage: Eukaryota; Fungi; Ascomycota; Sordariomycetes; Microascales; Microascaceae
Exons: 2
Coding region: 1-924 (307 amino acids)
Source: RefSeq, a predicted model, not a curated record
AUGUUGCAGACGUCGCUCCGAACCUCGUGGUCAUUAAUCGGCGCCCACGCCCACGAAACCUGGGCUGUUAUUCCUCAUCGUCGAGCAGUCAUCACGAGGGGAUAUUUCGCAGGCGAGAAGAAGCCCUCAGCAGAUAAGCUCAAUCCCUCCAUUGACACCCUCGGGAGCAAGGGUAGCCCUAUCCAUCGUACCCAAUCUGCUGCUGCGACCCCGAAUAGCCAAGCCACCCCCGACGCCGCAGCGAAUACCCCUGGCCUCACGCCAACUCUGCUGGGCAAGCUGAAAAGGGGGAUCCACCGACGCCUCGGUAACUUUGGCCUCGCCCUCACUAUCCUCGGCACCCUCGGCUUUGGUAGCGGCAUCUGGUACUCCUGUGUCAACGACAAAUUUUAUAACCUCUUCAUCGAGCACAUCCCCUUCGGCAAGAGGGCCAUGCCCUACCUGCUCGACUUCCGCAAGGGACCCCCCAACAACAUUGACCGCAUGCCUGAGGCUAGCGUCACAGGUGUGACUGUCCACACCACCAGCGGCGACUCGGGAAAGGUCGCUGAUGCCGGGGAGCCUGCCAACCGGCAGUCCAGAGCCGUAAGCAAGGGGAAGACGAAGACUAAGGAGUAUGAUGCUAAGCUGAGUCAAACAAAGAACGGAGAAACCAAGCUGCAGAGCAUCAAUCCCGCCACGAAGCCGCUCAAGGUUGAGACAAAGGAGAGCGUCGUGGAGCUGAGGCUGAUGACGGGCGGGGAGGCUAGGCCACAGGGCGUCAAGUCUCCCGUAUCGAGCCCCCUCAAUGUAGAGGAUACGACCGAUACGCCCGCGAAGGUCGCGCCUCCCGCAGCCUACUCAGCGAAGCCCGUCGAGCCUGAACCCAAGCUCGGCCGAAAGCCUGCAGCGGAUAGCGAGUCGAAGGUGUCCGAGGUCAACUAG